Molecule: messenger RNA, 10503 nt
Organism: Anopheles stephensi (Asian malaria mosquito)
Lineage: Eukaryota; Metazoa; Arthropoda; Insecta; Diptera; Culicidae
Exons: 10
Coding region: 357-9638 (3093 amino acids)
Cellular component (GO): nucleus
Molecular function (GO): ATP-dependent chromatin remodeler activity; ATP binding; ATP hydrolysis activity
Source: RefSeq, a predicted model, not a curated record
UCGUUUUGCUACCCACACACACUGGCGCUUCCUGAAAAUAGCAGGCCGAAGGCACAGUGAAACUGCAGUUGUGAUUUUAUGCUUAUUUGGCCAUCCGGAGCUUAACAAACGGUGCGAACCGUGCAUAAUCCAGAGCAGGAAGCCAGCAAGAAUCGUUCGGUGGAAAUAGUGCAACGAUCCGGCAUUUCACUGUGUGUGUGCGCAGAAAUGAAGGGCAAACAGCAAAACCCGCCGGGCCCCGUUUUUUAGCAACACCGAAAAACACUAAAUCAAAGCUGUGCGUGUGGUGUAAUGGUUGCUGGAGUGAUUUGACCGUGCCCGUGUAAUUUUGCCACCAUCAGCAACGGAGCCACAUCAUGUCUUCUACAGCAGAGGAACCGGAUCUGUUCAACGACGUCGAAAUAUUGGAAGUAGGCGAUUUUGCGGAUAGUGACGAAAACUAUGUUUCCGUAGAGCUGCGCUCCGAUGACGACGACGACGACCGUAUCCUACUAGAUUCGGGCGAAUUUUCGCCCCCGAAACCGUUGCUACCGUCCGACGAGUUUGAGCCGAUUAGCGUUGAAACAUCAACGUAUGCCAUGCAUUCGAUGCCGCACCAUCGCUUCCUGUCCGACCAUGAAUAUUUGGACGAGAGCACAAGCAGAAGUAUACGCACAUCGGUGGCGGCAGCAGCGUUUGAGCCGACCGUAAGCGAACAGGUGGAGCGUUGCACCAGUGAACGGUUUAGCGUUCCGUACGUAGAAGAUCUGGGUAUGCAGGAUCUGUUCAACAAGGAUAAUGCACCGCAGGAAGGUAAUGCCGACGAGGUAGAAGCGGAAAGCUACAUACUGUACGAGUGUUUUGAGACAAAGAUUGAGCUGGAAGAACCGCAAAUUCAAGAGACAAUCGUCGAUGCGGAUUACAUCGGGAGUGAGCUGGCUGCCGAGUCGGAAAGUCAAGAUUCCGUGUACGGUAUACUGCAGUCGUUGACUAGCAAUCAGAAUGGGCAGUGCAGGGGGACGGUGAGCGGGAACCGGUCGCUACGGGAUACGGAUCACUCGUACACGGCCCUGAACGUCAUGACUCCGCAGCCCAGCGACGAGGAAGAGGCGGAGAACGAUGGCGAUACGAGCAGCUUCAGGAAGUUGGUGAUACUUUCCAAAAAACUAGCACGCGAACGUAAUGUUAGCAGUACGGAUGGUAAACGAACGUUUGCGGAGAUUAAUGAUGUGAUGAACGCAAUACUUAACCGGUCGCAAAGCAUGGAUCGUGGUCCUUCCGGCAUGAAGGUAGAGGCGCAAUACAGCUCACCGGUGAAGGAGAACAUCGGCGACAGUCCGGACCGAUUGUCCGUGCUGCUUUCGACCAACUGUUCCGAACGUUUGGAGGAGGACGGUGGAGCACUUCCGUCGUCGGGAUCAUCGAACGCGCCAAUGCAGCAGGAGGAUUUCGGAUCGGACACGGAAUGCUGUGGGGCAACAGGGGGUGGCGAUGCGAUCGAGCUCGAUGAGCUGCUUUCGAUAGGGAACAAAUUUUCCCAGCACUGCGAACAGUGGAUCGCGAAGACGAAAAGCGAACGAAGUUUGGAUGCGGAACCGAAAGCUUCACAAUUGGCGCAAUUGUUGCAAAAGAUCAAUCGACAAUGCGAACAGAUACCGAUGGUUCGGCAGCGUUCCUCUCCAGCUCCGAACGCUAGCAAGCGUAGUAAGGUGGAAACGGGUGUACAGACGGACCGAUCCAAACACUCGAAGCACAUCCAACGCAAGCUAAACGAACAGUCCAAACAAAAGCUGCUCGGGUCGUUGCGCAGCAGUACGACCAGCACCAGCUCCGGCAGUGGCAGCAGCAGCAGCAGCAGCAGCGAUCCAUCCGACAGCGGUUCGGGUUCACCUGGGGCAAAAAGUUCCGAUUCCGAUCCUGAUGAUGAUGGUGGUGAUAGAAUGAUGCAAGAAUUUGUGAGACGCAACCGACGGUUGCGCAAAAGUGCCAAAGAAAAGCGGAAAGCGAUUGAUGAGAAAUCUGCUGCUGCUAGCGCUGUGGAAGGUAGUCGGAAACAGAGCCGGCGACAGCAAAUCUACUCCGACAGUUCGCAGGAGGAAAAGCAUGGUGACGAGAAUCUCGAGCUCGACGGUGUAUUGAGCGGUGUGGAUGACAUCAUUACCGAUUGUCCGGACGUGGUGAUGGGUUUGCAAGACUACUUCGCAAAGGCCGAAGAGGGAGCAGCGGACGGAGAAGCAAAGGAGGAGGAGCAGGCGGACGGAUCGGAAAAAUCUUCUUUGCUGGAGGUACAACCACCACGCAACAGAAGGGAACCGGAACACGUUCCUAAGUCUGUGAAAGAUAUGACUGAAGCCGAGCGGGAGGAUUACUACGAGGAUAUGCAGAUCGAACGGUUGUGCAAUAUAAGCAAUCUCGUGAGCACUAGAAAUGCAUCGACCGGGUCCGGUACAACUGCGGGCGAUACCGCAACAACAGCCUCAACGACCAGCAAGCUAAAGAGCGCUAAGGAAACGUUUGCCAAGAAGAAGAAAGAUCAAACCAGCAUGGAACAUUUCCUAAACGGUGGUGAGAGCGACGGUACCAGCGAUACGACGAUGCCGCUCGAACCACCGGAACACUCGGAACCGGAGGCGGGCGAGAGCGAAAAGGAUGUGGUCGAAACGGAGGAACAAUUUUUGCAAAAGUGCAACGAAAACGUUAAAUUGCAGCUAUUGAAUCAGUCCAGCAGCAGCAGCAGCAGUAGCGGUGAGGCAACGACUGACGACGGCAGUUUGGAGGAUGAUCUGACCGGUGCCGAACGGAGGCGAAACGGAUCGGCCGAUUCCGAUCAAUCGUCCUCGAGUGUUCGAUCGUUGGUGGAUAAGUUUUUGCAACGGCACGGUGCCAAAGCAGCAAAGCGUAAGGAAAAGAAGCGUAAGGAAAAUGGUAAUUUAGAACCACUGGCUAACGGUGAAUCCAUGCCGGGAAGUGUGGCUAAUGAUCGGGAAGCAAGUAACGUGGCGGAUGAACAAUCGGAAGCGCUUAAGAAGCAACCUCGAAUGGAUCUGUUCCAUCCGAAAGAUGCGCCACUGUUCAGUAACGAUCUGUUUGCGGAUGACGAUGACGAUGACGAGGUGCCAAAAGAACCGGCGGUGGCGGAUAAAAAGCCUCGAAAAAAGCGGAAACGACUCGACAUUCGGAAGGCGGCGCGCCCAUCGGAUUCCGAGCUGGAUUCAUCGUCUACCGAUUCGGAACUGGCCGAUGACGAGAUGCAGAACGGGUUGCAUAAAAAGAAACGGCAAAGAAAGCCGCGGAAACAACCACCGACGGCCGAAACUGGGUUUGAUUUUAGUGCACCGACGGUUCCGCGAAACGGGGACAAAGCUGCUGCUGCAUCCGUCAACAGUGAAAGCAAUAAUUCGUUAAAGAAAUCUUCCAGCACCAGUUCGCUGGCACAGGUGUCCUCCGCUUGUUCGGCAGCACCACCACCGGGCAUAGAAUCGGCUGCAUCCACGGUGGAACCGCCAGCGAAAGCGAAACCAGCGGCGAAAGAUGGCCAAGACUGCAUCAGCCUCAGCUCGGACAGUGUGGACGAAGGUGAACUGAUUGCGGGCGAGCUGGACGGCGCCAAGACACCGCCGGACAAGGAACCCAAGCGCCGUAUCCGGCCCAUGCUAACCAACGACGAGCUGGCGGAGGAGACGAAAAAGGCACAGAAAGAGGAGGAGGGCCGUGCGGCGCGGCUUAAAAAGAAGCAGGAGCAGUUGCGAAAGUUCCUUGCCACCUACAAGCCCGGGCCGGGCGAGAGCGAUCUCGUGCUGGAUUAUGAUUCCGUCCGGCGGCAGCCGAUCUGCGUGCAUCCGGACAUUGUGAAGCUGCUCAAGCCGCAUCAGAUCGAGGGCAUUCGGUUCAUGUACGACAACACGUACGGUUCGGUCGAUGCGCUGCCGAAGCAUGCCGGUUCGGGCUGCAUUCUCGCGCACUGUAUGGGGCUGGGCAAGACGCUGCAAAUGAUCUCGUUGCUGCACACGGUGAUGCGCUAUCCGCAGCUGCUGACCAACCGCGUGCUAGUCAUCUGUCCGAAAAGCACCGUCAUGAACUGGAAGGAGGAAAUCUCGCGCUGGCAGGGCACGAUCCGCACCGGGUACCAGAUGCGGGUGUACUGCUUUGCGGACGUUUGCACCCAGAACGACAAGAUAGCGGUGCUGAAGCGCUGGUACUCGUGCAAAACGCCCCACUGCGGUGUGAUGCUGAUCGGGUACGAAGCGUUCCGGGCGCUGAUCAACUACGAGCGGCGCAAGGGCUCGGAACGGAUGCGCAGCACGAAGCUGGAGCUGAUCAAGGAGUAUCUGCUGAACCCGGGCGCGGAUCUGGUGAUCUGUGACGAGGGCCAUCAGAUCAAGAACAAGCGUUCGGCGAUCAGUGAGGCGGUGUCGAAAAUUGCCACCAAGCGAAGGAUUAUGCUUACCGGCACGCCGAUACAGAACAACUUGAAAGAGUACUAUUGCAUGGUGAACUUUAUCAAACCAUCGUUCCUGGGAAGUGACAAGGAGUUUAGCAACCUUUACGCGAAUCCGAUCAAGAAUGGGCAGUGCAAGGAUUCUGACCACCAGGCCAUUAAAAUCAUGAAGCAACGGUCCUACGUUUUGCACAACAAGCUUUCCAAGUUUGUGCAGCGAAAGGAAGCGGCAGUGUUGAAGGAGUUCCUACCGGAAAAGUUCGAGUAUGUGUUAUUUAUUCCACUGACACCGGUACAAGAAAAGCUGUACGAAGUGUUUCUGCAGAUGAACGAAUACACGAGCAGCGACAUUACCGGUGAGCCCGGUAGGACAAAGAAGUUUAAGCUCAUCGCUGACUAUACAUCACUGCGGAAGAUUUGGACCCAUCCGAAAGUGCUGGAGAAAGCGUGGGAAGCUGCCAACCUGGAAAAGAAUCGUAAAGAUGCGGCGCGCAAAACAGCGACCCCGGAUACGGACGAUGAAUCGCCGGACGAUAAUAACGACAUUGCCAGCGGUCAGCUAUCCGUCACGAACGACUGGUGGCGCCGGUACCUGCAAACGGCCGACCUGGAAUCGCUGUUCCCGAGCAACAAGCUGUGGAUACUGUUCGAAAUUCUGAAGCAAAGCAACGAGCGGGGCGAGAAGGUGCUUAUCUUUACCGCGUUCGUGUCCGUGCUGAACAUGGUCGAACAUUUUAUGGCCAAAAUUCACAACCAGAGCGACGAUCCGCUACAGUCGGACGAGUACGCGUACAGUGCGUUCAAGGGUCCGUGGUGCCGGGGCCGGGACUACUACCGGCUCGAUGGCAAAACGCCCAAAUCGGACCGGCACGCGAUGAUUACGUGCUUCAACGAUCCGGCAAACACGUACACGAAAUGCUUCCUCAUCUCGGCGAAGGCGGGCGGCCAGGGCAUCAACUUGACCGGUGCGAACCGCGUAAUCAUACUGGACACGUCCUGGAACCCGUCCAACGAUCAGCAAAACAUUUUUCGCAUCUUUCGCCUGGGGCAGAAGCGGAACUGUUACGUGUACCGGUUGAUAGCGGCCGGCACGAUGGAGGAGAAGGUUUACUCGCGCUCGGUGACGAAGCAGGCGCUCAGCUAUCGGGUGGUGGAUGAGCAGCAGAUCGAUCGGCACUACAGCUACGGCGAGCUGGCGGAGCUCUACACCCUGACGAAGCUGUCGGAGAUGACGCGCGAAACGCCGAUACUGCCGGCGGACGACAUACUGGCCUCGCUGUUGCGCACCUUCCCGGGCAAGAUUCUCAAGUACCACGAGCACGAUUCGCUGCUGGAAAACAAGCCCGAGCAGGAUCUGAGCGAGGAGGAAAAGAGGGAAGCGUGGGCAGCGUACGAGCGGGAAAUACAGAACAACGAAACGCGUUCCUAUCUGUCGCAGUUCGGUUCGCUCGGUGCGGCCGCCGUCGGUGGGUUGUUCGGGUCGUCCGCGUACGGUGCAUCGCUCGGCUCGUACUACGCGGGGCUGGGCUACGGCGGUAUGCCGGGGCUGCCGGGUAUGAACACGGGUGGCGACAUGUACCGGACCGACUACUCGUACAACAGCUCGCUGAGCCGGGGAGCACCGCCUUACAUACCGUUCGGUUCCAUCUUCAAUGAUCCUUCCUACGCGACUGCACUGGCCAAAAUGUACAGCUACACGAUGCCGGCCACGAAUGCGAUGGACUAUGGGGCGCUAUCGUCCCCACUGCAGAGCCACUCCGGACCGAUCGGUAAUGGGCAAUCGAUGAUGCCGCCUGUGGGAGUAGGCAGUGGUGGUGGUAGUCCAGCGGCAGGUCAGAGCGGUUCACCGCUGCAGAAAGCGUACAGUUCCGUUAAUGUACUAUCCAACAUGCUAAGCUUCUACACGGGCAAGAAUGCACUGCCACCUUCCUCACUGGGUGCGUUAGGUUCGUCCGCUUCGAGCGUAUCCCUGCCGGAAAUGGCUGCACCGCAUGGUGGCUCCGGCAGCAGCAAUCCCCUCAGCCAUUACAACGCUUUGAAGCAGAUGAGCAAUUACGCCCAGCUCAGCUCACCGCUGCUAACCGCCAACCCAUCGGUGCGGCCACCAACGCCGUCGGGACUGACGAUUUCCAACAUAACGUCGCUCCACAAAUCGAACCCUUCCACGGCAGCAAGUGCACAUAACAGUGGUGGUGGAUUUGGUGGUGGUAGUUUUGAACCUGCAAAAUCCUUACUAACCCGGGUGAGCGAACAUAUCGCUGUUCCGCCGCAUGUUUCUAGUCCUUUCUCUCCACGCGACGUACCCCUGUCGUCGCCCACACUGGACAGUCAGGCUAGGAAUAGUGCCGGACAUUCCGCCAUGCCUUCUCUACCCACACCGAUACCGAUGAGCAGUACGAACGCUGCUCCCAACGUAAAUGCCACCCUAACUACAACCACCGCGAGCAUCCCUCUGUCCAUGCCUGCAGCGUCCAACGCGUCUUCUAUUGGCCAAAGUAUACAAAAAAGCUUGGAGCUGACGAAUCGAGCAACCUCCAGCAACCACCGUUCAAUGGUUGAAAUCCCGGCGGAUAAUGUGUCCGCCUCCGUGUUGCGCUCAAAGACACCCGGUUCGGGGGCGAAUGCUAGCACAGCAGCAGCAGCAGCCACUACCAUCAUUCCGAGCGAUGACGAAGAGGAGCUAAGCGGAUUGUCUAGCAAAGCACAGCACACGGCGGAAAAACGUGCUGGCGGAACUAACUUCGGUAUAAUGUACAGUACUGCGAAGCAGAACAACUCUACGAACCCGUCCACCAACACCGGCAAUACCAGUAGCAGUAAGAAUUUACUGAAAAGUAUCAAAACUAUCUGCAACAGCAUGGCGCAGCAGCAAGCUGCUAAGCCGAUGUCUCCGAAGCCCACAACGAAACAAACUUCCCAAGCUGCUGCUGCUGCUGCUGCUGCUGUUCCUCCUCCAGCAAGUUCCAACUCUAGCACCAGCCGGAACCAAUUGGACCGCACCAAUAGUUUAACCCCGCAACCAUCACCGGCGAAAACGGUACCGAUUAAACCGGGCCAAUCAUCAUCCUCUACGAUUAGUUUGGCUUCGUCCAUAAAAAAGCAAUCGACGGCGGUUAGCAGCAAACCGCUCCUCCUGUCGUCCAUGGCUCGCAGUCCUUUGACGAUACAACAAACGGGCUCCAGCAAGCUAGCCGCUUUACCAGCAGCAACUACCGGAACCGCUUCGCCGGUACCGUUUGCUGCACGCUCGGGAAAUGUUGCCGCUCAGCGAACACCAUUGGGAACAUCGUCACCCAUCACGACGGCUUCGAAGAGUGUGGGCGCGGCUGCAACGGCCAAAUCGCAAGCAACAGUAGCCACUACUAUCAGUGCCAGUACAACCACCGCCGGGAAUGUCGUUCGAGCGCUGCAAAAGUCUGCUACGCUCGUCGGGACAAACCAACAACCGCAGCAGGCCACUAAACUAAUAAACCCUUUGAACCUUUUGUCCAAACAGUCCAGUGCGAUCCAGGGCGGUGGAUUGCAGCCACUGGCCGGAAGAACAUUGUCUAACGCCACAAUAACAGCGGUGAAGCCGAUCGGACCCGGUUCCCCGGUACCGAAACCGAAACCCGAAAGUCGUCCAAUCACACUCACGAUGACGCCGAUGAAGACAGCGCCGGUUAAGGCGGUUAAAAAACCCACUAUUAGCCAACCGGUUGGCUCGUCCGCCACAAAAACGUUACCGAAACAGGCGCCCGUGCCAUCGGCGCCGAUCGUACAGACUGCACUCAGCACUGAGCUCGGCAAUCGCCCAACUGCUUCCGCCAUUCGGCCCAUGAGCACGCUGCAAAAGUCCGGAACUGCGGGCAAGAUAACUCCCGUCACACUGCUCUCGACGGCGAGCAUGACGGGGAAGCUCAGUAACCACCAUCACCCGCUCCUAGGUGCUGGCAACGCUGGUCCCCGACUGACCACGGCUACCUCCGUGCAGCUACCGGCAGUGAAGCCACCAACCGCGGCGACACUUGCGGUCACGACAACCAGCCCCGCCAACCAACAGCAGACGUUUGCAGUGACGAGGACCAGUGCCGCCGGCACGACGCCAGCCAUUAUUCAGUCCAGACCUGUGAAAGCUCCCUUCACCAUGAAUGCCGUUCGAGCGAACGCGCCAACAGCCGUCACUUUUGCAACAAAGCCAGGUCCAACGAACGUCAUCGCACCCGGCACAACGCCGUCGCGAAUAUUGGCCAGCCCCUCCUCCUCAAUGACAGUUAUUCCAACGGCUGUUAACAUCUCCACUACAGCCGGCGGAUCGCAGGCGCGAAUUUCCGCACCAGGCGGAGGCACUACAUCAUCCGCAUCGACACUGACUGUGAUUCCGUCGGCCGGCAUCGUACCCUCCCAGCGUGCUCCCGCAUCCAUCUCGACGAUGACGGUGAUUCCAUCUACCAACAUCGUUACAACGGCAGGGCUGCAGCGUAGUAGUACGGGGCCUAGCACAACGAGCGCCUCUUCAUCCACGCCCACCAUGACCGUUAUUCCGACGGCAAACAUGGCCGGCAUGGCUGGCAUGACCUACAGCUAUAAGGGUGGCGCCCGCAAAGAUGUGGUGAUACGGCGUGCCGUUCCAUCGCCAACUAUGCGACGGAUAUCCACAUCGUCCCUCGGUCCUCAGCAUACACUCAUCAGCCGAGCAACGACUCCAACCAACGCAGCCACUGUCAAAUCGAUCACCCCAACAACACGAACUGUGCUGAAACCGAACGCACCACCGGCUGGAAACAUUAUACGUGUAGGAAGCGCUGCUACAGGCGGUGGUGGUGCUACCACUAUGGCUAGCAGCACCUCACUAACUGCUGCUGGUGUGCAAUCACCACCGAACUGUAUGUUUAUUCGGAAGCGAGGAUUAGACACCACCACGACCGCUACGUUUGAUAGUUCCAAGGCGAAAAAUGUUACCAGUACAAUUUUCGAUCAACAAUUGAUAAAGGGCGUCGGAAGUGGCAACAGCACAAGCUCUGCUUCAAAUCUAGCUGAAGCUGGUGCACCCGCUAUUAAGCGUACCAGACUUGAACCGGCGCACACCAACAACACUUCGUUCGUCACUACAACACCGUCCGUUGCUGCGCUCGGUAUGUCGAACCGGUUGUGUGGAGGAAUCAUAGUAACCACUAAAAAAUUGCUACCAACUGCUAACAGCAAACAAGAUGAUCCUACCGAAGUGGUGGUACUGGAGUAAUGUUCGUGCAAUAGAGAUUUCAAUAGUAUGUGUAGCGGCAGCCCAUACGUACGAAACGGUCGUACGGGGAUGGUUGAGAGGCGGUUGUGAGUCGUAGGAGAAUAGAUUGUAAACAGCCGGAACCCCACGAUACAGGCAACAGGUUUGCCGAAUAGUUACACUAGACGACUACAUGUGGGGUGGUGUGGUGGUGGUGGUGCAAAACAUAACGAUAUCUACGACAGCAACGUAUACUAAACGUGGAGUAGGAGGGAAAACAGUUUCAUAUCUGCACCGAAAACUGCAGCCAAUGUACCAUACUCGCUGUACAUAAUCGAACAUUUAGUUGUACGGAUAGUAAUAGGUACAGCAUAAUUAACUUAUUCUGUAACCGAUACGGUUUUUUUAAGAUAAAACGCGUCUGACAAUUCACAUUUUACGUGAGUUAUAUCCCGCGUGCAAAAGGCGAUCUGAAAAGUGGGUAGGAUUCUUUUACUGCUAGAAAAGGAAUGAAGGUGUUACAAAAAAAUACUGUCGAUUGGCUUUUCGAACUGUUGUCCCACGGUACAAUGUUACUCAUACAAUUUAACCAUACGACCAAACCGACCGUGAGCUGGCGAGCGGACGACGCGGAGCAACUAUUAUCAUUUGGGACGGGAACAUCAUCAAUCGUAUAAAGCAAAGCUGUAAAGCCAGGCUACAUGAUGCGAGAUGCCAAAAAGAGUUCGCUAAAAAGUGGGGGAUUUGCGAAAUUUUUCCAUCAAAAUCAUCUCGGUUCAUCUAGCCGCGUUGUUUAGAGCACUUCAUGCUAUCUCUCUCUCUCUCUUCAACCUAAAACUACCAUGGCAACGCAUGGAAAGUGACAGAGAGGGCUAGAGAGAAGCGA